Molecule: messenger RNA, 1969 nt
Organism: Oryctolagus cuniculus (rabbit)
Lineage: Eukaryota; Metazoa; Chordata; Mammalia; Lagomorpha; Leporidae
Source: RefSeq, a predicted model, not a curated record
CGGAAUUCAGCUAUAAAAUCCCCGGAGCUGCUGGGACUCAGAUUCUUCCUAGAACUGCAGUAUGUUUUCCUUGAUGCCUCGGACCCUCCUCCUGCUACUCGCAGGGGCCUUGACCCUAACCCAGACUCAGGCGGGCUCGCACUCCAUGAGAUUUCUCCACACCACCGUGUCCCGGGCUGGCCUGGGGGAGCCGCGCUUCACUGCCGUGGGCUACGUGGACGACACGCAAUGCGGGCGCUUCGACAGCGACGCCGCGAGUCCCAGGGCCGAGCCUCGGGAGCCGUGGGGGCGGCAGGUGGAGCCCGGGUUCUGGGACACGCAAACGCAGAUCUUGAAGGGCGAAAUGCUAAGUUACCUCGAGGUCCUGAACUCCCUGCGCAUCUACUACAACCAGAGCGAGGCCGGGUCUCACACACUCCAGUCUAUGUUCGGCUGCGAAGUGGGGCCGGAUGGGCGCUUCCUCCGGGGAUACAGUCAGUACGCAUACGAUGGCGCCGACUACCUUGCCCUAAAUGAGCACCUGCACUCCUGGACCGCGGUGGACACCAGGCCUAACAUCUGGAAGCCCGAGUGGGAUGGGGAGCAGUGCACGUCCUUCUUGGAGGGCGAGUGCGUGGAGUGGCUCCGUGGGUUCCUGGAGAUGGGGAAGGAGACCCUGCAGCGCGUAGAGCCUCCUGCUCAGCCCACCAUGCUCAUAGUGGGAGUAGUUGCUGGCCUGGUCCUCGGAGCUGUGGUCACAGCAGCUGUGGUUGCAUUUGUGAUGAGGAAGAGGAAGAGGAAGAGCUCAGUUAAUAAUGGAAGGAGGUAUGCUGAGUCUACAGCCACACCGCCUUGGGCUCUGACCAGAUCCUGUUUUAUUCCAACCCAGGCAGCGACAGCGCCCAGGAUUCUGAUACGUCUCUCACAGCUUCUACAGCAUGAGACAUCCCUUGUGUGGCACUGCGUGACGCAAGCUUUGUUCAAAUCCCGCCCAAUCCGAGCAUGGAUUUUUUUUUUUUUUUUGACAGGCAGAGUGGACAGUGAGAGAGAGAGACAGAGAGAGAAAGGUCUUCCUUUGCCGUUGGUUCACCCUCCAAUGGCCGCCGCUGCAGCCGGCGCACCGCACUGAUCCAAUGGCAGGAACCAGGAUCCAGGUGCUUUUCCUGGUCUCCCAUGGGGUGCAGAGCCCAAGCACCCGGGCCAUCCUCCACUGCACUCCCUGGCCAUAGCAGAGAGCUGGCCUGGAAGAGGGGCAACCGGGACAGAAUCCGGCGCCCCGACCGGGACUAGAACCCGGUGUGCCGGCGCCGCAAGGUGGAGGAUUAGCCUAUUGAGCCACGGCGCCGGCCGAGCAUGGACUUUAAGAGCUCCUGACUUCUCCUUCUCAGCUUGUAUCUGAAUGUGUCGGUGUGACAGUGCUCCUGUUGGCAUGAAGUAGGAUGCUGGGAUGCUGGCCUUGCAUGCCCACCAAAGCCUCCCCAACACUGACCUGUAUUCUCUUCCCAACCAACUUCCUGUUCCAGCUACAUGGGGCUGGGAUGUCUCCAUCGUUUUAACUAUGAACUGCAACAUUGGACUUCAACUUCUUACUUCCCUAUUGGGAGUAAGAGUCUGGAUAUAAAUAUCCUUUUAAAAUUCUCUCCUGAAAAGUUGAUGGAUUAAUGAAAGGAUAAGAAGAGCCUUCGAAUUUUAGAGGUGAAACAAAUGGAAGAAGACCAGAGCACCUCUGGGAUCCAUGUGUUUGCUAUGCUGAGUCUGUUACAGGCUGGGACAGAAACUAAGGACUCUUGAGGAGGGGCCCAGUGUUGUGCAGCCGGGCCCAGUUAUGCUCACUCCAUCGUGGACUUUGACAUAAUCGCUUUGUAGCUGGCUCCUGGUUUCAGCCUGUUCCAGCCAGCACUGUUGCUGCCAAUCGAGUAGUGAAGCAGUGAAUGGAAAAAUAUCUCUCUCUCCUCAUCUUUCUAAUAAAUAUUUAUUUAUUUAAAAAUGA